AUGAUAGAAAACGAGGAGGCGGACAUUCAUUCCGCCGAGACGACCUGGAGGAUAGGAACUGAAGCAGAGGAGGAGGAAUACGGCUUGGAGAGAAGAGUUAGCCCAGAAGAUGAGAAGAUGAACCAGAAGUUGAAAAGGUUGAAAGAGCAGCUCUUAGCCGAGCUAGGCAAGCAGGACCAGAACCAAACCUCUUUGCCUACUUCCUCCCCUUUCUCAAAGUGGAUGCAGCAAGAAACUGUUCCUAAGAAGUUUAUGAUGCCGUCGAUGGCGGUCUAUGACGGAGCUGAGUGCGCAUUCAAUGAGGAGAAGGGAGGAUCAUCCUCAGAGAUAUCAAGAAAGGGGGGAGAAAGAGAACCUUCUCAAGAAUUUAACUGGAAGCUGUAUGUAGACGGGGCAUCAGGCGCUGAGGGCAGCGGAGCCGGAAUAAUGCUCAAGGGGCCAGAAGAUUUUAAAGUAUGCUACGCCUUACGUCUAGAGUUCAAAGCUUCGAAUAAUGCGGCAGAAUAUGAAGCCCUGAUAAAUGGGAUGUUGGUAGCGCUGGAAGUGGGAGUAACCGAUCUCGAGAUAAAAAGCGACUCUCAGCUGGUGAUCAACCAGGUAACAGGGGCAUAUCAAGCUAGAGACCCCAUUAUGCAGAAUUAUCUGGCUAAAGUGAAAACUUUAGAAGCCGAGCUCACAAGCCGAGGAGUGACCAUCAGAUUUCAAAGGAUACCCCGGGAAGAAAAUGAGGAAGCAGAUCUGCUAAGCUGA
Molecule: messenger RNA, 750 nt
Organism: Manihot esculenta (cassava)
Lineage: Eukaryota; Viridiplantae; Streptophyta; Magnoliopsida; Malpighiales; Euphorbiaceae
Exons: 2
Coding region: 1-750 (249 amino acids)
Molecular function (GO): nucleic acid binding; RNA-DNA hybrid ribonuclease activity
Source: RefSeq, a predicted model, not a curated record